Messenger RNA from Phlebotomus papatasi, 11850 nucleotides. RefSeq names its product hemicentin-2. Bases 996 to 6170 code for a protein of 1724 amino acids. The record is from RefSeq and is a predicted model, not a curated record. The transcript is spliced from 21 exons. Lineage: Eukaryota; Metazoa; Arthropoda; Insecta; Diptera; Psychodidae.
AAGAGAUCGGUGGGAACCUUGCGCAAAAGAUACCACCGAGAGUUGCCUCCGGAAGCCUGACACGAACAGCAUUUCAGUUCACGCGCGACCGUCCAUCGUAUCGGACAGAGUUUUCCGUGCACGGGAAUAAGUCGGUGAGAAGAUAGAGGCUUGAAGUUCAAAAUUGCAUCAGCUGCUGAAGAUUCUGCUCCACGGGAGGACGACAGGUGGUGAGAAAUGUAGAUGCUGAGUGAUCUGACAAGGUCCAGUGCAGUGUUUUUUUGCUGGCCAGAAAAAGGGUGCAAUAUUUUGUCGUGUUGGAUUACAGAGAGCAACAUUCAGAUCAUCUCUGGAUUAAGCUCCAAACCAGUGAAAGAGCUUAUAGUGACCGGAUUUUAAUUGAAUGUGAUAUGCAGUUGGCAUUUUAACGACGUCUUCAGUGAAAUCUUGAGCAAAAGCCAGGGAGUAUUGGGUUUUGAGGAUAGAAGGUGAAAUAUAAAUCACACUGGAACAUUAUGGCAUCAUAAGUAAUUCUAUUCGGUUACAAGCAACACUUUAUCGAAUUUCCUCCGUUAGAGUAUCAAUUUCAAAAAGAGAAUAUAGGUGUUUGGUGACUUUAAGAUAAAACAUUGAAAAGUUGAUGGUUUAUUCAGUGAAAUUGUUGCAUUUAAUAGUUGCAUUUUGGUCUACUUAAAAUCUACCACUUUCGGUAGAUUUUGCAAAUUGAUAAAUUUCCCAACUUUUCCACACAUUCUCACCAAGGAAAAGAUAAAUGAGAAAGAUCCCCAGAGUGAGGUUGUGAAGUGCAGUGUCGUGAAAAAUUAGUGUUAAAUGUCUAUAUAGUAGAUUAAGAUAAAUCUCUUACUCAGUGAUGCUAUUCAGCUAAUUGUUGAGUCAAUUUAAUUGAGCAGAAGAAGAGGAAAUCAUCCACUGAAUAUUUCCUUUAAAGUGUGUGGAGUUUUUUUUUCUUCAAUCUCCUCUGUGAACGUGAAAAUUGUGUACUUAAGGUCUGAAAUAUGCAAGUGAGACGAAUUAAUUGGAGUGAAAACCACUGGAGCUGGAUUCUUUUCACAUUCACCAUCAUCAAUUUUUGGUGUGGAACAAAAUGUGAAGAUGAGUCCAUCGCUUCCCUUCGGGGCCAUUCUGUGGUUCUCACGUGCCCUGUGGACGUCACUUCCUGCGGUGACCUGCAUUCUGUCAAGUGGUUCAAAGGCAGCGAUCGAAUUGCUGUGGUAUCUGGAGAUGGUGAAGUGGUCAACAUCCAGAGUGCAUUUAAAAGCAGGAUGUCAAUCGAUCAUUCACCAAAUGGGCCAGCUACACGACUCCACAUAAAAGCAGCCCAAGUGACGGAUGAGGACACUUAUGUAUGUGAAAGUACUUUUCUAGAACCGCUAGAGUCGUGCAAUAAUCUUGGCGCGUACAGCAUAGACUUCAAAGUUCUAGUUCCACCUUCAGCGAUACUUGUGCUGGAUGAGGAGGGCAAUCAGCUGAAAAAUUCCACAACUUUGGGCCCCCUACGGGAGGGUCACACUCUAGGGGGCACGUGUGAAGUAAGAGGAGCCCGCCCCGCGCCAGUUGUUGGGUGGUAUCGAUCGGGAAAGAGGCUCACAGACACUGUGACAAUUGAUGAAUCCAACGGGCUCUUUCUUGUGAAGUCCACACUGUCACUCGUCCUGUCUCGCCAGGAAUUGGCAUCCAUCAUUGAAUGUCGUGUAGAGACUCCAGCCCUCGAGCACAUCGUCAGUAAUCAAUUGGUGCUAGAUCUUCAAGUUCGUCCAACAAAAAUAAACCUCUCUGGGGUGAAACACCAUACAGUUCAGGGAACAAAAGUCCUCCUUCAGUGUCAUGUAUUUGGCGCUCGACCAGCCGCCAAUGUGACGUGGUACAACUCAACACGAGCCCUCAGUACCGACCACGAGCCACUGAGUACCAUCAGUACGAAAACGUAUUUGCAGAAUGAUGGCACUUUUGAGACUGUCAGCCAGUUGAUUUUCACAGCGACACGCUACGAAAAUGGGGCGGCUAUCAGAUGUGAGGGUGACAACAUUGUGAUGAGGGAUGAUCUCGAGAAACCCAUUCAUGAGACACUUGUCCUCGAAGUUAUGUAUCCACCUGUGGUGACGGUGAGACCAGAAAAUAUCACCAUCAAUGAGACUGAGGAGUUCCUACUCCUGUGCGAGUACGAUGCAAAUCCCGCGAGUCUGGAGAGUGUUCGCUGGAAGCUGAAUGGAAAUGUGAUCUGGACAGGACAGUCGGAUCGAUUCGAAGGGGGACAUGCAGAGCAGACAGCCCUCCUUGUCAAGAAUGCCUCUCGUACAGAUAGUGGCCUGUACACGUGCGAACUCUCCAACGCCAUCGGCAAUGACACGUCCGACAAUGAAAUCAACGUCGUGGUACAAUAUGUUCCGACCGUAGAAUUGGACAUGGAUCCAGAAUCGCCUAUUGUGGAGAAUAGAGCUUCCAACGUAACACUCUAUUGCAACGUUGUUAAGGGGAAUCCGACGCAGUUACUGAAAGUCCGUUGGUUUCUAGAUGGUCAGUUGCUCAAAGAACUACCCGAGUGUGUACCGGACGAAACGAAUGGCGAAGACGAAGAUUUAUGCGAAAUCGAUCCUAGUAAAAUGCUGUUACAGAAUGUUGGACGGGAUUUUCUCGGAAAUUACUCUUGCGAGGGCCUCAAUGCCGCUGGUUGGGGCCCGAGGAGUCGAGAAGAAGAACUUGUAGUCUACUAUGAACCUGGAAAUGCAUCUAUACACCAUCAUCCACCAAUUCCCAUCAAACGCAAGAGUGUUACUCUAUCGUGCACUGUAGACGAUGGGGGCAAUCCUAAUGCAACGAGGUAUCGCUGGCUUCGGGGUCAUAAGUCCGUUAUGGACGUUGUGACCCCUAUGUGGACGGUUGAUCCCGUAGGCUUAGAUUCCCGUACCAACUUCUCUUGCUACGCCUACAACGAAGGCGGUGAAGGCAAUCCGGCCACAGUUCAGCUUGAUGUCCAUGCCCCACCAGCCUUCAUUCAGAAGCUACCACCCUACACUGGAGCCCUCUACGCUACGCAAAAUAUCUCACUAGCGUGUCGCGUUGAGUGUAUACCCCGUUGCAACAUAUCUUGGUUUAAGGAUGGAGUUGGAAUUGAAGAGUUCAACGAACGAUAUGAAGUUAGCAAUAAAUAUAUGGAAGCAGAUCCGUCCACUGGGGAUUUCGAGAGCACCUCUUCCACUCUGCAUUUUAACAUGUCGGCGUGGCCAGAUGAGAAAUUGGACAUCUUCAGAGAUAGUGCAAAUUACUCGUGUGUCUCAUCCAAUAAUUCCGUUGGGGUUGGUGUGAGGAGUGCUACAUACUUUGGCGUUGAGUAUCCACCAGAAAAUACAACAGUGUCCAAUGCUGAGAUAUCUGUGGAGGAGGGACAUCAACCCCAGAGGAUUCUCUGCUCAGCCAAAGCAUAUCCAGAACCUACCUACGAGUGGAGACGCUUAGGCCAGGUGAUUGCCAAGGGCAAUGCUUUAAUUGUGAACAAAGCGAUGUUACGAUUAGAUUCAGGUCCAUAUACCUGUAUCUCCUUCAAUCGACACGGUAAUCAUAGUGCUGAGACCAUCAUGAAUGUCCUUUACCGGCCAAAUUGCUCAAUCGUUCGCCGAGAAAUUGAGGAUGAGGACACCCUGGUGUGCACAGCUCAUGGAAAUCCCGAAGCUGUGGACUUUCACUGGGCCCUCAAGACUGAAAAUGACUCGAUAGAUGCAUACAAUGUGCGCCAAGAUGGAAUUGCCAGUUACCUAAUUCUCGAGGAUGGUGUAUCCGUCACCCGAACUUAUCGCUGUGUAGCCAAUAAUUCCGUUGGCUUUGGUACUACCUGUGAGAUCGAUGUGCCUGAAGUGAAGGAGAAACGGCAUAUAGUAUGGUGGCAACGAUGGGAUCGAAUGACUUUAAUCAUCCUAAUUGCAUCGGUAUUCGCAUUGCUGCUGGCGGUAAUAAUUGUGUGCAUCAUCAUUAUCUGCAUUUGCCGCAAGAGGAGGCGCCAGGAUAAAUAUCACACGGAUUUGUCCAAUACGGCACGCAGUGUCCUAACACCACCAUCAACUCCCAGAAGUGAGGCAAGGGAAGGUGGUCAGGUGGAAGAGAUUGGUCAGAGUCCACCAGAAGUGCCCAAGAGUCCACCAAAGUGGCCCCUUAGACCAGGUGUAAUGGUGCACAUAAAGGGCGAUACAAAGCAGAAUUUGGCAGCUUCGCGUUCGCAAACACCAUCAACUGGUCGUCCUGAGGUGUCUCCUGGGACACCGUCAAAGACUCCCGAACUGCCCCUGAGAAACUCAACUCCGCGACCUGAAGUUGAGGCUCCAGCUCCGAAGGCUGAAGAAGAAACUGUUGAGGAGAUCAAUGAUGAACUGAUCAACUUUACCAAUUCGGGACUGAUUGAGCGAAUCCUUCGGCGACUGAGGUGGAGAAGGGAGGGUCAUGGGGUCCGUCGGAGUCCACCCAUCCUGGCUCAGGGCUCCUCUGUCCAGGGUGGAGUGCAGAAGAAAGCGGCCAACCUAUUAAGAGCCGCCGGAUGGUUCGGAAGUGGAAAGUCUACGGCAUCGAGCUUAGGACUCUUCGACUCUCGCCAUCGUCCCAGUGGCAUUAAGUACACAGAUGGUGUUGUAACGUACAGAAAAGCUCCACUGAGCGUAAAUCAGCCGGAAAGGCGAGAAGCCACGGAAGGAGGUGACUCUUUGCCAUCCACAGAUUCCAGGAAAAGGAAGAAAGGUAGUGUUUCCGAUCACGACAAAUCAUCGGCCGCAGGAGACCCCUUAACUCUCACCGAACCUGGCGAGUAUGAGAAUCUCCCCUUCCACGGUUUGCAGAGUGCUCCGAAUAAGUCCACCCACCUUAAUGCUAACAGUACUACCACCCACUUGACUAGCAAUGUUGUUCGUGUGGCGCCACGGCCAAAAAACCCAUCCACCCUCAAUAGUUGCUUACACUCGACAACUUAUCCCACAUUUACCACCAACAUGUACCCCGGAAAUUCCGGCUAUCCCAACAAUUUUACCGUCAACACCCUCAAUUAUCCCACGUAUCCCUCAAUGGCCAAUUCGGCGUCCCUCAAUCCCUUUCUCGCGAAACGGGACAGGUGUCAGGGUCAUGUGGAGCAACAACGUCGGCCAGAGAAGAAGUUCAGCUCCCUCAAAUCACUGGGACUGCGAAAAUCACCGCAGUUCUACUCAAUGCGCGUCAGCAAGUCCUGCAAGAGGCACAAUUCCUUCGCUGGUGACAUCAAAAAACCCUCACCCCAGCCACCCUACAACAAUGUCCAUCGCGAAAAGUACGAACAGCAGCCACUGUAUGAGAAUCUCACAGAUUCAAUUCAGAUCCAUGAAUCAUCGCUUCAGAAUGAAAGCUCCUUCGCAUCAGUCCUCAUGAAUGAUGACUAUGGGGCCAAUUGCGAAGGGGAGCGGACGAGUAUCUACCGUAGUGACUCUGGGAUCUCCAAUAGCUCCUACGAAUGCAUAACACCGGUACCGGCACCCCGGACCGGUCAGAGAACCUGCCAAAGUGCACCAAUCUACAUGAAUCUACCAUCAAUGCAUCCACAUUCCUCCAGGAAUCAUCAUCCAGCCACAGCAUUUGCCAACUAUGAGCGAACACCACCAACAAAUCCCUUUACUGGGAAUCAACGACGACAGAUUCUGGUGCCAAAGGAACUAUUUCCGGCCACUGGAAGGAAGUCAUCGAGUCGAAGACUGAUAAAGCUGCCCCUGAGGAAGCAUCAUAGUUUUCACUUUCAACCUACACAGCCAGUCAAUGAGUCUCAGAGGACCAGGGAUGCCUACAAGCAUGGAGGUCCGUUGGUUUUUAAGCCUCUAUCGGAGAAGAAUGCCUUCAAACCCAUCACACCGGUACCAAAGAGUCCAGGAACUCCUCCACCGCGAAUCUGUGGCACAAGCCUCAAGAGGCACGUGUCGAAUGUGGAAGUGCACAAUGAGGAGCAUAGGAUGUGCAAUGGAGAUGUCAAGAAGCGUCUGCAUUAUGCAGACCUAGCACCUUUGCCUACAAAGUACGGCAAGAGCGGAAGUAGCAGCACUGGAAGUAGUGAAAGUGCCACAAAUGGUGAUAGUGAGGAGAGCAUAAAGUUAAUGAAUCUCGUGGAAAAGUGUCCAGUGAAUGGGAAAAGAACCCAAUAUGCCACACUUAAGUUCAAUGAAGUUAAUAUUUAGGCAUUAUCCAAGUCCCCAGUUCGGCACCAAAGUCCAGUAAUUUAAGUGACACUCUGUCAUAAAGUCAUUCUCACGACACAUCAUGCCACUGUUCACACUCUAUCUCUAUCUCUGUUAUCUGUGCCCCAGGGGUCUGUGUCAGAGGUCAGAAACACCACCUGCUACAGGGCGUGGCAUGGUACAAAAGGUUACCGCGGUAUUUAAUUUACUUGAUGGAAUUAAUACAUCAGUUGCAAAUUUGACAAAAAUUGUAGCGAAAAAUUCCACAGAGGAAUUUUAAUGAUACACUGAAUUGUCGAGGAUAUAGAUGAGAAAUUAAAGAUUUAUGAGAAACUCAGAGUAUUGAGAUACGAUUCAGCAAAAAUGUGAUAAUUGUCAUAUGAACAUUUUUAACGAGGACAUUCCGUAUGAACUUCAGUUACCAGAUAUCUUAUUUAGGUUGUUCAUUCUAAAGCUUUUGAUUUUAUUCUUAAUAGUAAAUGUACUAAUUCUCUCAUGACAAUUCUCACAGUUGUUCGGAAUUCGACCCCAAGGGGCAAUUCUCUAGAGUAGUGAAAAUUUCAAUAAGAGAACUAGUAUCGAGAAUAAAACCGAAAUCUUUCGAAUAAACGAUUUAACUAGGGUAGCUGACUUUAACUGAUAAAAGUUCGAAAGUCAGCCCAUGACUUUCUCAUGAAAUUUAUUUUCCUGACAAUUCUCAUGAUAAUUCAGAAUUACAAAAGAAAUGAAAACCUAAAAUUUUUAUAAUUCACAAUCAAAAUCUUGACUUUAAAAGUAUUUUGAAAAAAACUGAUCCGCAUAAACAAUAAUUUAAAUUGCAUCACGUGAUAGAAAAGAUUUGACUAACUGUCAUGAGUUUCAAUGGAACAACAAUCAGGUAAGGAGUAUUUUGAUCAGAAUUUCUAGAGUUCGAUCCUAGCUCUGAACGAUUCUUUAUUUCUUUUUUUUUAAUUAGAAAACAAAUAAGUUAAAAAGCAGUAUCUCUUUAAAUAAAGUUUUUAAUUUCUGCAAACUUUUCCUGAGUUUCCAAAUAAUUUUUUAAAUUUAUCUUUUCCCCCACUGAAUACUUUUGAAUUUUUAUUAAUAAGGAAUAUUAAUAAGGAAUUUUGGUUAAUAAGAUAAAAUUAAUUUUGGUGUGUUAAAAAAAUCAAUUUUUCGGAUUUUUCUCAGAGAAGUAAUCUAUCUUUGGUCAGUAAAAAAAAUUACAUUUCUCAGCAAAAGCACCAAUUUCGGUCAGUAAAAUAAUUAAUUUUGAUCAGUGAAAAACCAACCAUAGCCAAUAAAAAAAUCAAUUUCUUUUGAUAAAUUUUUUUUGUGAGUAGGAAAAAUAGAUUUUUGUCAGCAAUGAAAUAGAUUUUGAUCAGAAAAUAAAUCAAUUUUCCUCGGAAUAAAAUCAAUUUUUGGUCAGUAAUGAAAUCUGUUUUGCUUAUUAAAAAAGAAAUUUUGGUCAUUAAAAUAAUCAAUUUUGAUUAAUGAAAAACAUCAACUGUGGUCAAUAAAAAUAAUCGAUUUUAAUGGAACAAAUUUUAGUCAAAAUUGUUUUUGUUUUCAGUAAAAAAUCAAUUUUGGCUAGUAAAAAGAAAUCGAUUUUCCUCAGAAUAAAAUCAAUUUUAGAAAAUUUUUUAAAUUAUGAUGAAUUUCGGCCGGUAAAAUAAUUAUUUUGACUAGAAAAGAAAACAAUUUCUGUCGAUAAAACAUCAACCAGUAAAAAAAUCAAUUUUGGUCAAUAAAACAACCAUUUUUGACUAGUAAAGUACUAAAAAAAAAAAUCAAUUUUUGUCUGCUAAAAGAAAUUGGUCAGUAGAAAAAUCAGUCUCUGGCCAGUAAAGGAAUUUAUUUUGCUUAACAAAAAAUGAAUUUCCGUUCGUAAAAUAAUAAAUUUUGAUCAGUAGAAGCAACUAUUGUAAAUAGAGAAAUCCAUUUCACUAAACAAAAGAAUUUUGGCCUAUAAAAAACUAAUUUUGGUCAGAAAAAAAGUUAAUUUUGCUCAUAAGAAAAUCUAUUUCGGUUAGAAAAUAAUUAAUUUUGAUCAGGACAAGCAAAUAUGGUCAAUAUAAAAAUCAGUUCCUCUCGGUAAGAAAAUAAAUUUUGAUCAGUAAACAUAAUCAAUUUUUCCAGUAAAGAAAACAUUUUCCCGGAGAAGAGAAUAAAACUUUAUUCCGCAAAGAAAUCUACUUUGAUCAGCAAAACAAUUAAUUUUGGUUAGUAAAAUAACCAAUUUCGAUUAAUAAUAAAAUCGACGCCGGUCAAUUAUAAAAUUAAUUUCGGUCGGUAAAAAAAUGAAUUUCAUUUAUUGAAGAAAUCGAUUUUUGUUAAUAAUGUCAUCGGCACACCUUUUAGAUUGGUGUAAUUUAAUGAAAUCAAAAUUCGCGUCCCUUUCUUCUGCAAAGAUUUGCAUAAGUUUGUUCCAUUCUUUGUCUACACACUAGAAGCAAUUUUCGUCAAAAAUUGCAUUUUUUAAAAAAAAUUCUGACAUUUCUGCCUACAAGGAUAGGGGAAAUUUUCUUUAAAAAGCCAUUUUUUAAAGAAAUUUCUACUAGUGUGUAGAGGUUAUUAGUCUCAAAAUUGAACUCAACUAAAUUUAAUUUGGUGAGAAGAGUACAAAUAGUAGGAUAGACAUAUGAAAAGUUUUUACCAAAUUACCAAAAUUUACAUAUUGAUUUUGCAACUUUUACUAUUCUGCAAAAAAAACUACUGCUCAAAUUUGAUAUCUUAUGGCAACGGCACAACUUUUAGAUCAGGAAAAUUUCAUGAAACCAAAAUUCCCAUCCCUUUCUUUCUAAAACCUAUUGCAUAAGUCUAUCUCACCCUUUCGCACUCUUCUUCUUAUUUUAAAAAUCACAGUAAAUUCACAUGUUUUUCACAAUUAAAUUACAAUUAAAUUACAUGUUUUGCAUAUUCCUAUCUCAUUAUUUGGCACUCUUCUUCUUCUUCUUCUUUUAGAAAUCACAACAAAUUAAAUUUAGCUUAAUCGAAUUUGGAGUGAGAAGGAAUGAGAUAGAUAUGCAAAACCUUUGAGAAAGAAAAUUAUGCAAAUUUUGAUUUCAUGAAAUUUCACUUUUCUAAAAGAUGUGCCGAAGCCAUAAUGGCUCAUCUUUUAAAUCAGAAAAAUUUCAUGAAAUCAAAAUUCAAGUCUAUCUCAUUCUUUAGCAUUCCAAAUUCGACUGAGCUAAAUUGAAUUUAUUGUGAUUUUCAAAAUGACAAGAAGAGUUCGAAAGAACGAGAUAGAUAGAGAUAGACUUAUGCAAUAUGUUUGAGAAAGAAAGGGAUGCGAAUUUCGAUUUCACGAAAUUUUCUUAAUCUAACCCAUUAUAGAUCAAAAUUGAUUUCUGACCGUUUUUAUUAAUUCUGAUCGUAAUUUGCCAUUUCUUCCGUUGGAGAAACCGCCUUGGGGGUUAAGAUAGAAUGGAGUAAUGGGGAGUGCAUAUUGGGCCCAAAUAAGUGGCCUGGAUGCAGCGGAACCGAUAGAGGUUUAAGCCGCACUAGAGACAAAUCUUAAAUCCUAAACUUCUUUUUGGAAAUUUUUGAAUAUCUUUUAAAAAUUCUUAAAAAGUGAUGAUACGCGACACGGUGAUGCAAUUUAUUGGAUUUUAAUGGAUCUAAAAUUAAAGUCAGAUUUUUUUAUUAAAUAGGGGAAAGUACUCUCUCUUCGAACGUUCAUGCCUUCGAAUAAUGUGAUUUUCUUUUAGUUUUCCUGAGAGACUUACACAUAAUUAUUAUGUAAUUACGUAUGGUUAUUAGGAAAAAUAGAAGAAAAUUCACAUUAUUCGAAGGCAUGAUCGUUCGAAGGGAGAGUACUUUCCCCUAAUAUGUGAGUUUAGGAUUCUUUUCUAAGAAUGUGCUCUAUAAUUGUUUUUCCCCAUUUGGAAAAUUAUUCCUCGAACUUAUGUGCACAAGUCUUUAAGUCUGCAUUUCCUCUCUUUUUGGGGUGGAAAGGGUAGAAACGAAAUGUAUGUAAAUUCCAGCGUUUGCACCACUUAUGGCAAUUCAAUUGGAAAUACCAUCAAUUGAGUGUCAAGAUUGAUGGGUAAAGGGAUUUGUGGUGAAGAACUCUGACACAGAUUCACUGGAAAAUAUCUUAUGUUCUAAAUAAAAUCUACAUUUUUUAUGUUCCUUUUUUUCAACCCUUCUCUCUUUCUUUCUUAUUUUCUGUUGCACAGAUCGAAGAAGACGGUAUCAAAGGAAGUGAUACGUAUAUUUAUUGAAGAGAUAAUGAAAUGUAAAUUUUGAUCGAAAGGUAAUAAACUUUACGCAAUAUUAUUUUUUUUAUUAAUUUAAUAUUCUAAAAAAUAAAUGAAUGUAGAUUUUAUUUUAUUUUUCAUCUAAUUUAUGAAAUCUAAUAUCAUGUCGCUAACUCUCAAUUUAAAAAUUUAUUUUUUUGUACGGGGGAAUUUUGUUAAUUGGAGUGAUGGACAGUGAAGGGAUGAAGUGUAUUAAAUUCGGCCUAACUGCAUGUUCCAAGCAGAUCGCUAUCAUUGCAUUAAAAAAAAUGAAAUAAAAUCUUUAGGGGUGGUGUUUUAUUUAAAGAAAAAAAAAUUGAUUUUGUCUUCUUUUGUUACAAUGGGCCUGAUUUUUUAGCCACUCGGACCAGAUGAUCUUGCUGGUGAUUUAGAAUAUGCCGAUGUUGAUUUCCGCUCCUAUGGACCGAUUAACUACAAAGCAGCCUCAAUAUAUGCUCUAGUCAAGAAACAAAAAAAUGGAGCUUUAAAAGAAGUUCAAUAGCUUUUGUCCGCUCAAUUUAAUAAAGUCAAAAUUAUUCUGUAAAGAUUCUUCGAAAAGGACUGCAAAAACAUUUUUAGUCAUGGUGAAAACAAAAAAAAUAAAAGGUGUGAGAUGAAAUUCAAUUAUAGGAGCUAAAACCGUGGGAGUUUUUUUUAUUGAGAAAGGAACUUAACUGUGAAAUCUCAAUCUACAUAGCGAUCACUUUAGUGGAAAAUAAAGAAAAAUAGUGUAAGAAAUUUGCCGAUAUUAGGAAGGUGAUUAAAAAUAUUUGUACAUGUUGACCAGAUUGUAAUGUUUUUAUCAAAUUUAACCAAAAAGAAAAGGAAAAAACUAAAGGAUUAUGAAGAUUAUAAACUUAGAAGAAAUAUAAUGCAACUUUGCCAAAAAAAACGAGAGAUCUUUUAACCCUCAAUACCUUUUAACCGUGCGAAAGGAAAAUCUAUAGAAAAAUAACUCUGAUAUCAAAUAUAAUAGAUUUAAAAGUACAGAAAUAUAAAAAAAAUGUAACUACAACUAACACUUUUGCUGUAUAGAUGGAAAAAAAAUGAUAAAUAAUACUAUUGUCAACAGGGAUAACUCUAAUGAAUUUCAUAUACAUGUUAAAUAGAUGGAAUGAAGAUCUAUGAAAUGGUAAUAAGACUCAAAGGUACAUCGUUUUUUUCUUCCAUUUAACAUCACGAAAAAAAGUAUAAUAUAGUCUCUAAGAACUUUUUAAUCCAUUUGGAGUCACUUUAAUACCAUCUCUCUCACUGAUUUAAAAGGUAAUUCACACUGUUUCUCUAUCAGUGAGACUAACCUAAGCUUUUUUUUCUACCUAAGAUGGUUUUUCUUUCUCUCAUGAUACAUUGUAAAUAUGAAUGUUAUUUAUUUAGGGAAAUGGGAGGUAUUAAGUGAGAGAAAUGUGAAACAAUGUAAUGGCUAAAUGUGAAUAAAAUGAAUGAUGAAGAUGUUGAGAAAA